Sphaerodactylus townsendi is the source of this 4545-nucleotide messenger RNA. It is a transcript of the gene PDGFB, whose product is annotated as platelet derived growth factor subunit B. Gene Ontology annotation, molecular function: growth factor activity; platelet-derived growth factor receptor binding. The record is from RefSeq and is a predicted model, not a curated record. NCBI's taxonomy places the organism in Eukaryota, Metazoa, Chordata, Lepidosauria, Squamata, Sphaerodactylidae. Gene Ontology annotation, biological process: positive regulation of ERK1 and ERK2 cascade; positive regulation of MAP kinase activity; platelet-derived growth factor receptor signaling pathway. Bases 1017 to 1775 code for a protein of 252 amino acids. Gene Ontology annotation, cellular component: membrane. The transcript is spliced from 8 exons.
CUGCCGGGUCUAUUUUUACUCUUGUUCAGCAGGCUUCCUUUCCUCUGCUGCUGCUGCAGGAGGAGUGAAGGACAUGAGGAUGCCAAGAGGAGUUUCUGCCAGCUCUGUCUCCUCCCCCCUCUUCUCUCUUCUCCUUUAAAAGAAGGAACAACUCAAAGGGUGACACCUUAAUUUUCUUGCAAACUAAAAAUCAAGACCCAAACGGGCUCUCUCCCUGGUGCUAUCUCUCCUCCCACUUGAGCUUACCUUGUCUUUGUUGCUGAAACAGACCAGCGGAGGCAGUAGCAGCAGCAGCAGCAAUUCCAGUCCGAGACUUAGCAAGGCUGGAAAGCACACGGGCAAGCUCCACUAGAGCCAUCUGCUCACCUGGCCACAUAGAUACCAAGUCCAGCCUCAAAGUUUCACCCAACCUAAGCGUCUUGGAAAGAAACCUCAAACAGGCAUCCAACCGAAAAGAGGAAAAAGUGAAACCCAAGAGGGGAAAGUGUUUUAAAGAAGACAAACAAGAAAGAAGGGAAAACUUGAAGACUUCAGUUCUCCCAGGCAAAUUUCAACGAUUUGAUGUUUAAUAUUUUCUGAGGAAUACAGCAGAUUUUGAUUUUGCCAGCAGUUUCUUUUUUCUUCCUUGAAAGACCUGAUUUCACAUGGUCUGUCAAAUCAAAGGAAAUGUUGAAAGACUUCUUAUAGUGAAGGAAGAGGUGGUAGUGGGUCAGACACACAUUCUGGAUGUGCAAAUUUUUUAAUGGGGGUGUUUCCCUGUUCUAUUUUUUAGAUAGUUUUCCUCCUGUAACAAGGAGAUAGAAUAGUAAUCACUCAUUAUCCCCCCUGCCGAAAAAUCCUUCAGUCAAGACUGCAUGAUAUUUUGGAGGGGCAGAAAAAGAGUUUAGAGGGGAGAAAUGAAAAAGCACAGAAACCUCUGUGCAUGAAAGACAACACAGGCUCUAGACAGAGACUUUUCCCUCUCAUCUCUGUGCCUACAGUGUGGGGAUUCUAUUUUUUCAAAAGACUCUCCUCCAAUGUGUCUAGAACUUCUGGGGAUUGGAGUCGGUAUGAAUUUUGGAGUGCUCUUCCUGUCUCUCUGGUACCUGCCACUCAUCAGCACUAAGGGAGAUCCCAUCCCUGAAGAGAUUUAUGAAAUGUUGAGUGACAGCUCAGUGCGCUCCAUCAGUGACCUCCGGCGGGUCCUGCGGAUAGACUCCGUAGAAGAAGAUGACUCCAAUUUCUAUCUGAACUCCACCAGAAUGCAUCCUGGUCGAAAUCAUGUACCUUUUUCCCGACCAAGACGAAGUCUAGGUGGUGAGGAACCAAUUGAGCCAGCAGUGAUUGCUGAAUGUAAGACACGGACAGAAGUCUUUGAAAUCCCCAGGAGCAUGGUAGAUCCCACGAAUGCCAACUUCAUCGUGUGGCCACCAUGCGUGGAGGUACAGCGCUGCACAGGCUGCUGCAACACCCGAAACAUGCACUGUCUUCCUAUGCGGGUUCGUGUGCGUCACAUCCAGGUAAAUAAGAUUGGAAUUGUCCAAAAAAAGCCAACCUUUAAUAAAGCCAUUGUGGCCUUGGAGGACCACCUGGAGUGUCGAUGUGAGGCAGUAUCACCCCGACCUGUGAGUCGGGCACAUUCACAUGAGCACAGAGCAGGUGGGCCACGACUGAGCACUGUCAGUCCUCUUCCAGCAAGGGCACGAGCGCACCGGUUGAUGCCACAGAAGAGGAAGCAUCGGAAGUUCAAGCAUGUACAUGAUAAGAAGGCACUGAAAGACAUCUUCCCAGCAUAGAUGUUGGCAGAGAAAAGCGCAAAUGUCAGGUUUAUUAUUUAAUAUAUUUGCUGUAUUGCCCCCAUGGGGUCCUCAGAAUUUUUCUCUCCGUCCAUCUGCCUCAUCGCUUGUUCUGGACGGCAAAUGGUGCUUUCCAAUCCCUCACUCGCUGGACGUUCUCCCACCAAAGUUUACCCUUCAGGUUCUUACUCUCCACUCCUUAACCACAUUUCAGCAUUAUCCCAAAGGAAGAAGACUGUGGAAUGAACAACUUGACAAGUUGGAUAGACUCUGUGCUUCCUGUUGCAGCAAACCCAAAUGGAAAUGUGGCACUUGUGGUCCCAAUCUCCUUUUUGAAGGGGGAGGACAAAACAAGGAGAAGGGUAUUUUCUCUCCUAUUCUUUUUCUCCCCCCUCAGACAUUUAACUGGGCUUAGACUGUUUGGACACAAUUCAGAGCAGUUGAACUGGCAUCCAGUGACAUCAAAUGCACUAAGGACUUCUGUUGUUAUGUCUGAAUAGAUUUUUUUAAAAAAAUGUGUGUAUGUAUAUUUUUAUUUUUAAAACCACUAAACCAUACCAUGCCUCGGGGAACAGAAGCAAAGAAAACAAAAUACAUUCACCUUCUGUACUCACCUUCUGUCAACUGGACUUCUUACAGGACAAUGGACAGAAAGGGAGCUGUGGCUGGGGACACCACUGCCCCCCCCCCCCCCCAAUCCAUGGAUCCCCUUGGGUCAAAGAGGCCUUCUUUGCACAUGACUGUGGAGGGCUUGGCCUAUCCUGUUUCCAGCCUCCUACAUCAGUUGGGAGUUUAGAUAUUUUUUUUGGUAUGUGUAGCUGUAUUUCAGUCAUGGAUUUAUUCCAUAGGAGGAACCUGUUGCUGGAUCUCAAGAGUAUGGUAGUGGAAAGAGCAAAGAUGCAGUGUGUGCAACUAUGUGAACUGUGGAUUCAUGAGGACAGGAGAUGGAGGGUGACAGUGGUCUAGUCUCCUGUUGCCUCUUUGGCUCUGUUGGACAGCCAAAGACGAUGAUCUUUAAAUUCAAACUACAGAGAGCUACCUUCAGAGACCAGGAUCAGAUGUUCUGGUGGCCACUGGAAGCAGGCAUAGAGGUGUCUCGUGGUUGAGUCGUAUGGAAGCUCACUAACAUGGCAUUUCUUCCUGCAGAUGUACCCUUAAGGUGCUAAUCUCCAAAUAUUUAGGAAUUUCAUUAGUUAAGAAUGCGCAAAUGCUCAGGAUACUAACACAUUAAUAAAACUGGAUUAACAUCUUGUGGUCUGAAGAAAAUGCAAUUGUGCCCUGAUUACACAAAAGCUCCCAUAGUAGCCCUAACAGAUUAUGCACUAUAUAUAGAUGCAGUCUAAACUCCCAAGUGGGGCAUUUGCACUUCAUGUCUACUUCCAGUGCUAUCCAAACAGAGUCCCCAGACAAAGAUCCAGUCAGUAGCAUUCAGUACUCAUAGCACAGCAAAAGAAGGCCGAAAGAGCGAAUGAACCCUCAUUAACCACAUGUCAUUUUGUCAGCUUCUUCUCCUGUCUUUUGUUUUUAGAACACUGGGGCAGGUUAUUACUUUCUGCGGUUCACAAAGCCAUUCCAGAUCACCAAAGAAUGUGACCCCUUCAAAGUUUUGAGUGAUUGGACUGAGUGAGACACGGACCUAUUUGCAAGAAUGGUGUAAAAAUAUCGAAAGGUAAUAUGCCUGUUUCUCUGAGGGAGAAAAACUCACCUGAACAUGGUGGGAAAAGAUGGCGAGGAGAGCAAGGAAGAAUAGAAUGAACCAGGCCCAGAAACCUUGUGGAAAGAGACAAACGUUUUAUUUUCCAUCUACCUCUAUGGCACUUUUUGUUCACUGUAUUUUCUUGCUCCAAUGGAGAAAAGGCAAAAUAAAUCAUGAUGUGCAGGAGACAAGGGCUGAGUUUGAUUUAGCUCCUCCCUCCCACGUGAAUUCUGCACUGCUUCAACCCUGUCUCUCUCAGCUGUUUCUGCUUCCCAAGUUCAAAUGUGGAGUCCUAAGCAUACAGGAUGUUUAUUCAGCAUAAAAUCCUUCUUGAUUAGACCCAGCACAUAGAAAAUUUGCUGACGGCAUCCUUGGGAGAGAAGAAGAAAAGAACAGUACAUGUAUGUUAGAUGGUGAUGGAUGCUAGAGGCUAUGCAGACGGGGGGUGUGGGGUGGGAAAUAGGAAUAAACCCCCCGGUGUCCCUUAAAAUGUGCAGCACAUACCAAAUGCUUAAAUAACUUCAAGGAGAGAAUGAUGUAAGCCGCUUUGGAUCCCCACUGAGGAGAAAGGUGGGGUAUAAAUGAAGUAAAUAUAUAAAUCUAUUGCUUGUUUAAGCUAUUCUUGGUGAAGCCGAGCCUUUCUUGCUCCUUUCACUUGUAUGAAGCAGGAAAGGGGGAUAGUAACCAGAAGAACCAUUGGGGGAUGGGGGGGGGGGGGCAAAAUCCCUACUUCCCUUCCUUAAAGUUUUUCCCCCAACAUCAGCCCUUUUCCCAUGAUCCAUAGAAGUGAAUGGUGUCAGCAUAUGGUUCCAUGGAGGAGUCCAAUAGUUUGACAAAAAAGCAUGUUGUUCACAGGUAUCCUGUCUACCAGCCUUACACCCAGAGCUUUGCUUUCUGAUUCCCAGUCACCUCUUACUCUCCACUCUUAUCCUUCAUGUCUUUUGUUUCCCUGCUUCUAUCUUUUAAUUUGCAAGGAUGGUGAGGCCUUUUUCUCCCCUCCCCCUGUUUUAUGUAAAGUUAAUUUAUACUCAGUACUGUAUUUAAAAAUUGUUUUAAAAAAUACUAAAAUCAAAA